AUGAGCCGUAGCACUAAGAUGAACACACAACAAGAAGAGAGCUGGCAGCCACUUGUUCACCUCCAGCCCCUCUCGCCCCUCCUUGCCUCUUUCCCUCCUUUGCCUCCUACCUGCCAUGACGGGCCCCACAGGACUGCUCUCCACGGCCGCGCCCUCCUCCCCAUCGUCCCGCACCCCGUGCUGCCCUCUACCAUCCACACCCCUAGCUGUCUUCUCUCUUCACCCUCUCCCCCACUCACCCCUCCACCAGCAAACUCUACCUGCCAUGAUGGGUCCCCCAGGACUGCUCUCCACAGCAGCGCCCUCCUCCCCAUCGCCCCUCACCCCAUGCAGUCCUAUCUCCCUCCAACCCAGGUCCCAUCCCACAGGACUGCUCUCAACAGCAGCGCCCCCCUCCUCCCCAUCGCCCCUCACCCCGUGCAGUCCUAUCUCCCCUUGCUGCUGCCGUCCUACCCCCCCUCGCCUCUCCCUUACCCCUUACUUGGCAUGGUGGGUCCCACAGGACUGCUCUCCACAGCAGCGCCCUCCUCCCCGUCGUCUCUCACAGGCACGCACACCACCACCACCACCCUGUUCCUGUUCUAA
This is a messenger RNA of Closterium sp. NIES-65, 585 nucleotides long. The record is from the annotation of a GenBank genome assembly. NCBI's taxonomy places the organism in Eukaryota, Viridiplantae, Streptophyta, Zygnematophyceae, Desmidiales, Closteriaceae.